Messenger RNA from Neltuma alba, 3295 nucleotides. RefSeq names its product probable LRR receptor-like serine/threonine-protein kinase At1g07650. Gene Ontology annotation, biological process: protein phosphorylation. Gene Ontology annotation, molecular function: ATP binding; protein kinase activity; protein binding. Bases 65 to 3055 code for a protein of 996 amino acids. Lineage: Eukaryota; Viridiplantae; Streptophyta; Magnoliopsida; Fabales; Fabaceae. The transcript has 24 exons. The record is from RefSeq and is a predicted model, not a curated record.
AAUAUGACUCUCCUCUCUUUCCUGCCCUGCUUCAUGACCUGUGAGCUCAAAUCUCAGAGUUCCCAUGAAGCUCAAACUGGGAUGUCCCCAUCUUCUGCUUUCCCUCCUCCUCCUUGGCUCCACUUCAAUCUUCAUGUUCCUCCCACCGAUCGCUUUCGCCGCCACACCCAAGCUCACCAUUAAUGAAGUGAGGGCAUUGAAAGAGAUAGGGAAGAAGCUGGGGAAGAAGGAGUGGGACUUUGGUAUAGAUCCCUGCAGUGGCAAAGGCAGAUGGAAUGUGACAGAUGAGAGGAAAGGCUUUGGCUCUGCCAGCUGUGUUAUCUGUGAUUGCUCCUUCAAUCUCAAUUCAUCUUGCCAUGUUGUAAGCAUACUUUUUAAGGCUCAGAAUAUUUCCGGUACUCUUCCACCAGAGUUUUCCAAGCUUCAGCAUCUCAAGCAAUUGGACCUUAGUCGUAAUCUCUUCACUGGUUCUAUACCUCAGCAAUGGGCUGCUUUGCACUUGGACCAGCUCAAUCUCAUGGGGAACAAGUUAUCAGGUCCUUUUCCUAAAGUUCUCACCAAUAUCACAACCCUCAGAAACCUGAGUAUUGAAGGGAACCUAUUUUCAGGCCACAUUCCUCCAGAGAUUGGAAACUUGGUCAAUUUAGAAAAAAUCAUUCUGUCAUCAAAUGCAUUCACUGGAGAAUUGCCACCCGCACUUUCAAAGUUGACCAAGUUGACCGAUUUGAGGAUUAGUGACAAUAAUUUCUCUGGGAGGAUACCCGAUUUCAUUAGCAAAUUGACAUCUAUUGAGAAGCUGCACAUUGAGGGUUGCUCGCUUGAGGGACCCAUACCUUCCACCAUUUCUGCCUUGAGAAGAUUAAGUGAUUUGAGGAUAACUGAUCUGAAAGGUAGAAGCUCAUCUUUCCCAUCAUUGGGCUAUAUGAAAUCAUUGAGGACCCUUAUACUGAGGAGAUGCUUGAUCAAAGGAAAAAUCCCCUACUCUAUUGGGAAUAUGAACAAACUGAAAAUCUUAGACUUGAGUUUCAAUGACUUGACUGGAAGGAUACAUGUCUCUUUUGACCAGCUCGACAAAGUAGACUUCAUAUAUCUUACUGGGAACAAGCUAACAGGGACAAUACCGAGCUGGGUUCUUGGAAGUAAUACAAAUGUUGAUAUUUCUGACAAUAACUUUAGCUGGGACAGCUCGAGUCCAGUUGAAUGUCCAAGAGGGAGUGUAAAUUUAGUGGAGAGCUACUCUUCUUCUGUGGAUAAACAAAAAAAUGUUCACUCGUGCUUGAAAAAGAACUUUCCAUGCUCACAUUUGGACAGCCAAUACCACUCCUUGCACAUUAACUGCGGUGGCAAGGAAGAAAAUAUCAAUGGUACUAUUUAUGAAAGGGACAGAGAACAAAGAGGUGCUUCAAUGUUUUACUACGGCCGGAAUUGGGCUCUCAGCAGCACCGGGAACUUCAUGGACAAUAAUAUUGAAUCUGAUCCCUAUAUUGUGACCAACACUUCCAAACUUCUCCGUGUCUCCGCUCCCACUUCAGAACUAUACAGGACAGCUCGUUUGUCUCCCCUUUCUCUCACUUACUAUGGACUCUGUCUAAUGAAUGGAAACUACACUGUUAGGCUUCACUUCGCAGAGAUUGUGUUUGUCAAUGAUAGAUCAUUUUACAGUCUUGGGAGACGUGUAUUUAACGUCUAUAUCCAGGGGAAGUUGGUCCUAAAGGACUUCAAUAUUGAGAAAGAAGCUGGUGGGACUGGAAAGCCAAUUGUGAAGACAUUUAAUGCCACUGUCACGCAACAUUCUUUGAAGAUUCACUUCUACUAUGCUGGAAAGGGGACGACUGGCAUACCGACCAGAGGGAUUUAUGGACCUCUGAUAUCUGCCAUAUCAGUAGAUCCUAAUUUUAAACCUCCAUCACCAGGGAUUGGAAAGAGAAGGCAUAUUAUAUUGGUAGCUGCUAUGUUAGCUGCUCUUGUGCUUCUUGUUCUGAUGCUCCUAGGUAUCAUGAGGUGGAAGGGCUGGUUAGGAGGUCAAGACUCCGUGUAUAAAGAGCUAAGAGGAAUAGACCUGCAGACAGGAUUAUUCACAUUAAGACAAAUCAAAACAGCAACCGAAAACUUUGAUGCUACUAACAAACUUGGAGAAGGCGGCUUUGGUUCUGUUUACAAGGGUCUGCUAUCCGAUGGCACUGUAAUUGCAGUAAAACAACUCUCCUCGAAAUCCAAGCAAGGAAACCGUGAGUUUGUGAAUGAGAUAGGAAUGAUAUCUGGACUUCAACAUCCCAAUCUUGUAAAGCUUUAUGGAUGUUGUGUGGAAGGGAACCAAUUGAUACUGAUAUAUGAGUAUAUGGAAAAUAAUUGUCUAUCACGUGCACUUUUUGGAAAAGAUCCAGCCUGCAAAGCAAAACUAGACUGGACAACGCGGAGGAAAAUUUGCCUUGGUAUAGCUAGAGCUUUGGCUUAUCUGCAUGAAGAGUCCAGAAUAAAAAUCAUACACAGGGAUAUAAAGACUAGUAAUGUUUUGCUAGAUAAAGAUUUUAAUGCUAAGGUUUCAGAUUUUGGUUUGGCAAAACUUAAUGAAGAAGGUGAUAAUACACAUAUCAGCACUCGAGUUGCUGGAACCAUUGGUUACAUGGCUCCUGAAUAUGCAAUGCGUGGCUAUUUGACUGACAAAGCAGAUAUUUAUAGCUUUGGGGUGGUUAUAUUGGAAACUAUCAGUGGAAAGAGCAAUACAAAUUAUAGACCCAAUGAAGAAUUCGUUUACCUUCUUGAUUGGGCCAAUGUUCUGCAAGAGAGAGGAAAUCUACUGGAGCUGGUUGAUCCAGACUUAGGAUCAGACUAUUCAACUGAGGAGGCCAUGGUUAUGCUAAAUGUGGCUCUCUUGUGUACCAAUGCAUCCCCCACACUUAGGCCAAAAAUGUCCCAAGUUGUGAGCAUGCUUGAAGGCCAAACAGAUAUUCAGGAUUUGCUUUCUGACCCAGGAUACUCUGCAAGUAGUUCCAAACACAGGUCCAUAAGAAAUCACUUCUGGCAGAACCCAGAUACUGAUUCCUCUAGUUCAUAACUCGGGACAGAAAUAGAAAAUAUGGGAGGAUAUUAGAAAUAGAAAAUGUGUUGGUUUCUCUUAACAAUGCCACAACAUGGCAACAUGGCAUGGGACUGUUCUCAUUGGAUAAUCAGCCUACCUUGUUAUUUACAUACUCCAUUAACAAACAAGUGAAAGUUGUCCGUAGAAAAGUUGUAACUUCAAUUUGGUGUAACUUUCAUGGAAUAAAUAGUAUAUUUUAUAGUUUGGGUCCUUAAA